AUGCUAUCACGUCUUUCUGCGGUGGGCUUGAGUUCGCCGGCCCUUGGGACCCCCUACGUUUGCCCCUUCCGUGUUGUCUCUGGCGGGCUGGAGAUCUUCCGCAUCCAACGCCAAACUUGCGAGGAGGUCAUGAGCAUGGACCGCCUCAAAGCUGCUGUCUCCAAAACUUUGCUGGACGAACCUUUUGUUCCCCUGUCCCCGGCUUCCCCACCCUUCCCCCCUCUUCGCGACCUACAACUGCCACCACCCCAACACUUCAGCCGCAGGUCAUAG
This is a messenger RNA of Dibothriocephalus latus, 273 nucleotides long. The record is from the annotation of a GenBank genome assembly. NCBI's taxonomy places the organism in Eukaryota, Metazoa, Platyhelminthes, Cestoda, Diphyllobothriidea, Diphyllobothriidae.